Molecule: messenger RNA, 3415 nt
Organism: Amaranthus tricolor (Joseph's coat)
Lineage: Eukaryota; Viridiplantae; Streptophyta; Magnoliopsida; Caryophyllales; Amaranthaceae
Product: cytochrome c-like
Exons: 3
Coding region: 198-539 (113 amino acids)
Biological process (GO): mitochondrial electron transport, ubiquinol to cytochrome c; mitochondrial electron transport, cytochrome c to oxygen
Cellular component (GO): mitochondrial intermembrane space
Molecular function (GO): heme binding; electron transfer activity
Source: RefSeq, a predicted model, not a curated record
CUUUGUUGUUCCUGUCAAACCUAAUUUUCAUUUCCCCUGUUUCUUCCACCGAAUUCUCGGACCGAAGACUAGUCAAUCUUUAAAUCAAACACAACUUCUCUUUUUAUUUCUUGAAUUUUGUUCUCAUUUCAAAGUCUCAUCAUAUCAUACAUAAAAAAAAUAAUAAUAAAAAAAAAACAGAGCAUAGAAUAAUAAAAAUGGCAAGUUUCAGUGAAGCACCAGCAGGAAACAAAGAUGCAGGAGCUAAGAUCUUCAAAACUAAAUGUGCUCAAUGUCACACUCUGGAAAAAGGGGCUGCUCACAAGCAAGGUCCGAAUCUAAAUGGGUUAUUUGGAAGACAGUCAGGCACAGUUCCAGGCUAUUCUUACUCUGCUGCUAACAAGAAUAAGGCUGUUACUUGGGAUGAACAUACUUUAUACGAAUACCUGCUCAACCCAAAGAAGUACAUUCCUGGAACAAAGAUGGUAUUCCCUGGUCUAAAGAAGCCACAGGAUCGAGCAGACCUUAUCGCGUAUCUGAAAGAAGCCACUUCUGAAUAAAACUCAAAACAGUUUGCUCUUUCUUGUAUACUUUGUCGAAUAAAGUUGUCCAUAAACACUCAUACAAAUUCUUUAGCUAUACUUUUCAAUUCUUGUUUAUGACAUUAAUUCCUGUCAUUUCAGGUAGUCAGACAUAGACUACUCUUUGAUAUGUAGUAUACAAGGCCAUUUAUAUGGUAUGGAUUCCUAGCUAGUGUGUAAUAUCACUGAUCUCGAUAUUAUUUGUAAGAUGAACUUUGCAAGGGAGAGUACGCUUACGUUUUCAUUUGUAAAGUGUCUUGCAUGCUGAAAGCAUAAAUAUUCACUGUUUUGCCAAGGGAAUUUAGGCUGGACUUUCUUAGACUAUGACUCGUCUAUUAAUUUCAAAUUUUACAUUUCAUAUAAAUUAAUAAUAAUGCAUUUGCUACAAUCAGCAUAUCAUUUAAUAUAAAUUAAUAAUAACCGAGUUGGUUCAGCAUUGUGAACAGUUAACAUAUCGGUGGUGUUAAAUUUGAUUGUGCUUGUAAUCGGUGCAAAUAGAGAUGAGGUGAUGAGGCUCAAGAAUUUGAGUUUUAAAGACAGCAAUAAUUGCCUCCAAACAGUUUCAUGACUUAUCAAUAACAACUAUGUCAAGCUCAUAGUUAAGCUGAUUUUACUUGUAAUCUUUAUGAUGAUGAGUUAACAAGCGAUACUAUGAACAAGAGGGCAACGAAGAGCCCCUUAUACUAUCAGAUAAGAAAGGAAAGAAAGGGGAAGAAAAGAAAAGGAAAGAAAGGCGGAGAGUAAGGAAGAAGAGUACAUCUUGUUUGUUUAGAAGGCAAAGGAAGUAAAAAGUAAGGAAAAAGUUUGUUUUCUCUUAAUUUUUUUAUUUUAUCAGAGGUUGUUUUCUUAACAAAAUAUGUCUAUGUUUUUCUUCUAAACUCUUCCCCUUCAAAUUCUCCCUUUUUUUUAUCCAAACAAGGAAUCUUCUAUCCUUCUAAAUCUUUCUCCUUUUUUCCCUUUUAUUUCUCUCUAUCCUAACAUAAUGAUAAUAAAGUGUACGUAAACACAACACUGAUAUUCCUCAAAUAUCAGGAGUAAUAAUCCACUUAAAAAGAGGGUUAAAUGAGAUUCCAACACAUGACUUGGGGCAUUUGUUACCAUGUUUAAACAAUAGAUUAGUAUUGACUUAGGGCAUUUGUUACCAUGUUUAAACAAUAGAUUAGUAUUGACUUAAGGCAUUUGUUACCAUGUUUAAACAAUAGAUUAGUAUUGACUUAAGGCAUUUGUUACCAUGUUUAAACAAUAGAUUAGUAUGGGUCAUUAUAUUGAAAAGAGGGUUUCAUUCUUGAAGCUAUUAAAGCUAAAAAUACUUUUGCUUCAAAAGUCAAAAAAAUUGUGUCAUUAUUUUGAAAAUGCUGUUAAGUUUAAGAUGGUAUUAUGCGUAAGUGUUACUCUUCAUAAUGACUAAAAAUAGAGCUGAGAGCACCGUAAGGUAAAGGCGCUAUAUUGACUUAUCGUUGAAAUUGUUUUAAACAUCUCUCGAUUAUUGUUAUACACUAGACCGAGUAUUAUUCAGCACUACAUGUAAUUUUUAAUUUUAUAGUUAAUACACUAAUUUUCAAUAUUUGGACUAUUUUAGUAUUUGGGCUAUUUAGUAUUUGGGCUAGUUGAAUUUUGAUUGCUUAAUUAUUUUUUAGUCAUACGCAUAUGUUUGCCAAUUAUGUGAGUAUAUUGAUUAAUUGAUUGUGCUUGAUAACAUUCCAGCUUGUAAUGCCAAAGAAAACAAAGAGGCACACCUCAUCAUCCAGGAAAAUGAGGGAAAAUAGUCAAAAAUCAUAUCAUAACCGACAUAUACAUGUGUCAUGUGUAAAAGUACAUACGAGGAUCUUCUCUGCUUAAUUAAAAAUAAUUAGUGUCACACAUAAUAAUUUGAUUAUCGUAAAAUUACUCAGCUUAUGCUGAUUGCCACCACAUUUUAUACGCUUAGUAUUAUAUUGCAUCCUAAAAAAGACAUAAUUGGCAAGAGUGAAAAAAAUAUAAAGGAUUUAAUUCUAUAAAUUGAGAUUGUAGAAUAUCCAGAUGAAUGAAGAAGAGGAAUUCAUAUAGACAAAUAUUAGAAUCGAUAAAUUAUUUCAUUUUGCCGACUCCAAUAUUAUGAUCUGCUUUGUAUUAAUCUGAUCUUAUCUUAUCUUUUUUGAUAUGAUUUGAUUCCAAUAAAAAAUAAAUAAUAAAUUCAAAAAAUAAGUUGAAGAGAAAAGAGCCCUAAACCUCUAUCACGAUUAUUGAAUUUGAACUACCCCACUCUUACUUGGGUUACUUCUAUGUGCAAGACAAAAGUUCCCCCCGAACCAUGUUCGUACCCCUCAGAACAUGGUCCAAGCCCAGAGGAACUGCAAGUUGUUCCUACUGUUCCUGUUCAAAAGCAUAUUACUAAGCACCCAAGUCUUGAGCAUGAUAAGAACAAUAAGACACGCCAUGAUCAAGAUGCCCAAGCCCAAGAAAUACACGAGAAGCCCAGAGAUCACAAAACAUACUCAAGCAGCCAAAGUACUGACCAGCAGCCUGUUUGCGACAAGGCCACCUUGCACCUGUGCCUGAGACCUGAAUACACGUGCCCUGAGACAAGUCAACCUGGAAUUGGCAUCUUUGCACCUGGGCCUAGCCAUCAUGGACCUAGGACCCUCCUAGUGAGCAUCACAGAACUCUAAAAGUGUUGUCCAAGGUGCCCCUGUCAGAAGAACAACUCGAACAAGCCUUCCAGUACUUAGCCUAGUUUUUGUUUUCUGUUUUUAAUAAAGCUUGUGCUAGUCACGUGUGUAAACUAGUCGUUAGUUCUUAGAAAGCUAUAUAUAGGUGCAUAGGCCUCGUGUAAUAAACAACAUAUAACUCAUUAGUGAUUAAUCAGAUUUCAAUUC